AUGUUAAUUGUAUUCUCUACCGGUAUUAUCGGAAAGCUAUAUAGCGAUGUCACCCUGCUACACGACGAAUUUUUAUUGGACGUCAAUGAGUUUAGGGCAACCGCCGAUCAUGCAUGGGUUACCAUAAUGGAGUCAAUGCAAGCUAGAAAAUUUCACGACUUAGAGCGAGAUAGAAGAGAGAUCAGCACAGUCUCAUGCAAGUGUGCUCAACAGCCAAACACAUGCCCGCCAGGUCCUGCAGGUCCGCCAGGAAUCCCAGGAUUGAAAGGUGAAGAUGGUGAGUCGGGUUUUGCUGGAACGCCCGGAGUUGAUGGCGCUUCAACAUAUCCGCAGCAAAAAAGCGGCGAUCUACUCUGUUACGUAUGCCCUGCGGGACCACGUGGUGUACAAGGCCCUGAUGGUCCUCCAGGAUUUCCUGGAGCAAACGGAGUCCAAGGUCUUACCGGCAUGCCAGGACGAGAUGGGGGACAAGGUUUCUACGGACCACCCGGUGAUGCCGGUCUCGCGGGAGAUCCUGGAGUUGAUGGAGUACCAGGUACACAAGGUAGAAACGCAUCCAGAAGUAACGGAGGUUUGCGUGGACCAUCAGGUCCACCAGGGCCUGAGGGCGCACCUGGUAAACAAGGUCCUGAGGGAGCGCCUGGAAAACCCGGGCUACCUGGUGUGCCAGGACCUCAAGGAAGAACCGGAUUGCCAGGGCUAAACGGCGAAGACGGAGAACAGGGCGAAAGGGGUGUGAAUGGUAUUGACGCUGGAUAUUGCCGAUGUCCUCCUCGAUCAUAUGUAGAAGUAGUUCCAAGUUCAGUCUUAGAAGAACGAAACUCGAAACGAAUAGUUGUGUGA
Messenger RNA from Cylicocyclus nassatus, 843 nucleotides. The record is from the annotation of a GenBank genome assembly. NCBI's taxonomy places the organism in Eukaryota, Metazoa, Nematoda, Chromadorea, Rhabditida, Strongylidae.